Pelobates cultripes (western spadefoot toad) is the source of this 13175-nucleotide messenger RNA. NCBI's taxonomy places the organism in Eukaryota, Metazoa, Chordata, Amphibia, Anura, Pelobatidae. The record is from the annotation of a GenBank genome assembly.
CGACAAAGUUCCAAAGUUUAUAGACUGCAAGGAAUCCCAGAAUUCCAUACGAGACCAAUGUCUGGUAGACUGCUCUCUAAAAUUGAACUCCUGAAACCUCAUCAGUGUUUAUAGCAAGUAAGGUGAGUCCAAAAUUAUUUCAUCCAGGCUCUUUUCAAUAAUUAUACUUAAAAAACAUUGCUGACAGCAUCCACACAAUCACUUGUAUUUAGAUAUGUCAGCAAUCCAUACUAACAGACGGAUUGAUACAUUCUGAAGUGCAUGUUAAACACCAAAACCACUUCAUGACUUAGCUCAUCGGCUGAGAGCGCCAACGGAUAUUUGAAAUCAUAGUUUAAUUAAGAACUAUUAGGCUUAAAAAUAGCGCCAUAGUCACUGUAAGAAUUCAGGUACAUAAUAUGUAUAGUAAAAACUACUGCUCGGUAGUGUCUCUUGCUGACACUUCGCCUGCAUGGUAAAUAGUGCUCUAACGUAAGAACAAUUAGAAAUACAAACAGCUAACUGACCACAGAAACCCUCAGCUAUUAGUGCCAUACAUCCUCCUUACACAGUUACACAGAUAUGACAUCCUCAACUUAACCUUUUAAUUGCUGCAACUGAGAACUGAAAAAUGCAGAAACACUACAAAAAAACAAGCAAACACAUACAUUUAAAGGGCCAUGGAGUGGAAUUCAUUAGACCUUUACCUGGUUAUUGACUUAUAAUCAUCUGUUUUUUGAGUAGGGAAGCCUUUUGGGGAAACUCAGUGGUUAUUCAUUUUAUUUUCCCUAUGGACCGUUUGCGAUUUCUAUGGUAACUCUGAGUUUCCAAAGUAGUCUAUAAAUGUAUAUUUAAGUGCGUGUUUUUAAUUUGGUGAUUUUUAAUUUACUGAGAUAAGGAGGAUUAUUUUGGGUUACAUUAACUGUAUUAAUCUACCGCUAAACCAGUGGUGAUCAUUGACUGUAUUAAGCUACCGUUAAACCAGCGGUGAUCAUUGAAUGGGUGUUGGGUUACAUUGACUGUAUUAAUCUACCGUUAAACCAGCGGUGAUCAUUGAAUGGGUGUUGGGUUACAUUGACUGUAUUAAGCUACCGUUAAACCAGCGGUGAUCAUUGAAUGGGUGUUGGGUUACAUUGACUGUAUUAAGCUACCGUUAAACCAGCGGUGAUCAUUGAAUGGGUGUUGGGUUACAUUGACUGUAUUAAGCUACCGUUAAACCAGCGGUGAUCAUUGAAUGGGUGUUGGGUUACAUUGACUGUAUUACCGUUAAACCAGCGGUGAUCAUUGAAUGGGUGUUGGGUUACAUUGAUUACCGUUAAACCAGCGGUGAUCAUUGAAUGGUGUUGGGUUACAUUGACUGUAUUAAGCUAUCGUUAAACCAGCGGUGAUCAUUGAAUGGGUGUUGGGUUACAUUGACUGUAUUAAGCUACCGUUAAACCAGCGGUGAUCAUUGUUGGGUUACAUUGACUGUAUUAAGCUACCGUUAAACCAGCGGUGAUCAUUGAAUGGGUGUUGGGUUGUGACAUUAAGCUACCGUUAAACCGAUCUUGAAAUUGACUGCCAGCGGUGAUCAUUGAAUGGGUGUUGGUUACAUUGGCUGUGAAUACCGGUGAUCAUUGAAUGGGUGUUGGGUUACAUUGACUGUAUUAAGCUACCGUUAAAAGCGGUGAUCAUUGAUCAUUGAAUGGUGUUGGGUUACAUUGACUGUAUUAAGCUACCGUUAAACCAGCGGUGAUCAUUGAAUGGGUGUUGGGUUACAUUGACUGUAUUAAGCUACCGUUAAACCAGCGGUGAUCAUUGAAUGGGUGUUGGGUUACAUUGACUGUAUUAAGCUAUCGUUAAACCAGCGGUGAUCAUUGAAUGGGUGUUGGGUUACAUUGACUGUAUUAAGCUAUCGUUAAACCAGCGGUGAUCAUUGAAUGGGUGUUGGGUUACAUUGACUGUAUUAAGCUAUCGUUAAACCAGCGGUGAUCAUUGAAUGGGUGUUGUGUUACAUUGACUGUGUAAGCUAUCGUUAAACCAGUGGUGAUCUUUGAAUGGGUGUUGAUCUCCUAUAGGUUUUUAAUCUAUUUUUUAAAAUAAAUCUAGACAGUCAAUGUUUGUGUGUGGCAGGGAUUAAGAAGCUCUAUAGCAUGUGUCAUUGAAUACAGGGAAAUCUGUUAAUUUCAUUGUCAGCUGUUUUUUUAUCAUUGUGUGAAGCCAGCUCAUAUAUAUAUAUAUAUAUAUAUAUAUAUAUAUAUAUAUCAUUGUAAACAACAGUCAGUAUCUCCUAAAGGGUUAAAGCCAUGUGGAGAGGAAUAGUGAGUCAGUAAUGCAUGGACCCGGCCGAGAUUAAUUUUUAACCACACUGAAUGUGUAUCUGGCACUGCCUUCAAAAAACAUUAUUUGUGUGUGAUGUAAAAUCUGUGAAGUUAUAUAUGUACAGAUUAAAUAUUGACAUACACUGUAGUUUAAAAAAAAAAACAUUAAUAGUUUAAAUAAUCUGAGAACGAAUAUAAUUUCAACUAAUCACUAGAAAUAUCUGUUGAAUUGUCAUAUCUAAAAAUGGUCACUAGGGGUCAGUUUAUAACAACUUUUCAAACAGAAUUUUCAUAGUUCAGCCUUGAAAGCUUGUCAAGUAGUCACUGUUAUCAGAUGUAAAGCGCUGUCAGGAUUAUCAGAAAAAUAUAUAUCCUCAAUUACUUAUGUUCUUAUACGUGGGAAACCCCUUUAAUAUUGGCGUGCAUCGAUGAUGGUCUUCUACCCUCAGUCCUUAUGUAUGGGUGUAUCCUGUAAACAUAAAUAACUAUAUAUUGCUCUUUACUUGAUGAAUAGGUGAGUUGUCUGAUAAUCCUGAUAAAAACCUUUCAAGUGUCCCCUUUGAGGAGGGACAUUCUCUAUUGUGGACCCAAAUAUCUCUAUCCCUCUUUUAAAGUGUGUCUAAAUAUAAAAGUGUAACAGAGCAUCCAAAUAUAUAUAUAUAUAAAAUCAUAGUUAUUUCUAUGUUUACCUUUUCAUUUUACAAAACUUCUGGAUUGGGUUGUGCUUUAUAAAUAAUGAUAAUAAUCGUCAUAAUGACAAUACCUUCUUAAAUUUAAAUUGUUAUUAGUGUGUAUAAAAAUGCACCUUUAAUUUUGUUCUAAAUUAUUAUUAUUUCAUUCCUUGGAUGGUUAUCAGUGCAUGAUAACAUCAUAUAAAACAUCCUCGAACAGCUUUAUUCCUGAGCACACCUAGAGCUGCACCCCCUAAAAAUGUGUCCCUGUUUUUCAGUAUAAUGUAACAGAAACAACUGCCCAUGCUCAGUUUGACAAGUUGUUAUAGGCUGCCCUCUAGUGGCUAUUUUUAGGUGUGACAACUUACUAAAUCUAUUAUAAAAUGUUAUUGAGGUUUUUAGAAUAGUUUAUCAAAUAUCAUUAUAUUUGAACAAUUUGAAACCCCUGGGUUUGGUAUUUUGUGAUUACAAGUAAUUGUUCACUAUCACUUGAAUCUUUUUUGACCUUGGACAUCAUCAACAGGCAAUCGUCAUCUCCCAAUAUUAUAAGUUUGUUUUUUUCUUUUUUGUCUCAGUUAUAAAAAAUAGAUAAGUAAAGACUGAAUAAUGUUCUGAUUUAGUGUUUUUAAGCAAGCGUUAAAACCACAGAAUACUACUUUGUGGAAAAGUGUCCACUCCCUCCAUUUUUAUUCCUUUCCCAUAAACGGCACUUUACUACUAUCAGGGGGUGGAUAAGGUGAUCGCACUGUUAUUUUCACCACACACGUCAUUCUGCCUUGGAUAUUAAUCAUAUAAAAGGUCUGUAAAGCAGAGUUUCAAAAGCACAUUCAGUUUCCAGGUUUUGAACAAUUAAUUACAUUUGGAAUUUUUUUUAUUUUUUUUAUUAUUAAUACUUAUGAUAUGAUCCCAAAUCUCACUCCAGGUACGGUUCGGGAUUCCAUGCAGGUUGUCCUCACAGAUGCACAUUUAUAAAUAUCAAAGAUUCAAACAUGUUGCAAGAAAAAAAAUGGAGAGUCGGAAUUGUAGGGUAUGGCCAUAUAGGUAAGAUCUUAUUACUAUCGAGUGUCCCCUCAUGUGUGCUAUUACUGAGUGUACUAAUGUUGAGUGUCCCCUCUUGUCUGCUAUUACCAAGUGAACCCUCAUGUAGCCUGUUACCAAGUGUCCCUCAUAUGUGUUAUUACCGAGUGUCCCCUAAUGUGUGCUAUUACCGAGUGUCCCCUCAUAUGUGUUAUUACCGAGUGUCCCCUAAUGUGUGCUAUUACCGAGUGUCCCCUAAUGUGUGCUAUUACCAAGUGACCCCUCAUGUAGCCUGUUACCAAGUGUCCCUCAUAUGUGUUAUUACCGAGUGUCCCCUCAUGUGUGCUAUUACCGUGUGUCCCCUCAUGUGUGCUAUUACCGUGUGUCCCCUCAUGUGUGAUAUUACUUACAGGUUUAUUCACUAAAGUGAGAAGUGUCAGGAAUUCAAAUUUAAGGUAAAAAACUAGCCAAACUGAAAGCAUAGCUAAAUUGGAGAAUUCUUCCAGUUCAUUUAUAUUGAUGAAUUUGACAUUAACUCUGAAUUCUUUAUAAUGAACUCUUUAUUGAAUAAUGCUGUGUGUCCCCUCAUAUUUUCGAUUUGGCCGCUUUGACCUAAAUUUUGAGAUUUUUUUUACUUUCACUUAGAAUGUCCCACAAUGUACUCUGACUGUCUCAUUAUGAAUGCUUUCAUUUAAUGUCACCUCACUGCUAUCCCUGCACGCUUCCCUAUGUAUGUCACUCUGCAAAUGUCCUACCUGAGGAUUAUCUCUGGGUUUUAAUCCUGAAUGUUAAAUCUUUUCAUUCUCAUUCGUGGUAAUUUUCUUCUCAAAUCCCCUCCUUAUUCCAUCUCCCCUUCUCAUUCUGUAUUUUCCUGGUGACUCUCAGGUGAGUAUUUGGUGAGCCAGAUCCAAGGAGAAGGUGAUCAGUACAAUCUGGAACUAGCAUUUGUUUGGAACAGGAGUACGGAGAAGAUGAAGGGAAAGGUGGCAGAUUAUCUCCAGCUCCAAGAUCUCUCCCAAUUUACUGAACGGUAUUUAGCACAAUGUACAUCAUUUUCAUAAGAUUCACGUUCUAUAUACCUGCCUAAAGUUCUGAAAUAUUGUAUAUUUACUGCACCCCCAGAAUGUCUUGCAAAUCAUGUGCUGUCACCCACAUGUUUGUAAAUUACGUUUGCAACUGCUAUCACUCGAUGCUGAGCAAUGCAGGGCUAGUAGUGAACCUCACAAUUUCAAACAUUUCUAGCAUCAUGCUAGCUCUCCAGGAAAUGAAAUGUGUGUAUGACCAUGCUAGUCUGUGUUCAUGACAUCACAUGGGAUCGGGUCUCAUAUUUAGUCUGCUAUGCUGGAGGUGGAAAGAAAGUGGGUUAUAAUGGACAGGCAUUAUUAUAUCAGCUACUAUGCAUCAUUAUAUUGGGUAUUUAAAUGCUGCAAACUGACACUUAUAAUAGGGUGCAAUAGCUAUAAGCCAUAUAGAGCCAUAUAGAACAAAAAGCAGGAAAGCUACGUAUCCCUUCAUAGAUGGGUAGUAUGGUGGGAGACUGGUGCCCCUGCCUAAAUCGAGGGGAGGUAAUUGACUGGUGCCCUUGCCGUCUUUAGGCAAUAUCGAGGAGAGGUAGGAGACUGGUGCCCUUGCCAUCUUUAGGCAAUAUCGAGGGGAGGUUAUUGACUGGUGCCCCUGCCCUCUCUAGGUAAUAUCAAGGGGAUGCAUCUGCCAUCUUUAGGUAAUAUCGAGGAGAGGUAGGAGACUGGUGCCCUUGCCAUCUUUAGGCAAUAUAGAGUGGAGGUAAUUGACUGGUGCCCCUGCUAUCUUUAGGCAAUAUCGAGGGGAGGUUAUUGAAUGGUGCCCCUGCCCUCUCUAGGUAAUAUUGAGGGUAGGUAAUAUACUUUUACACCUGCCAUCUUUAGGUAAUAUGGAGUGGGAGGUAGGAGACUAGUACCCCUGCCAUCUCUAGGUAAUAUCGAGGGGAAGUAGGAGAAUAGUGCCCCUUCUUCACAUAAUUGGUGUGUCUGAGUGUCUACCGUAAGCUAACAGCAGUAACAGUAACCUAUCGUUAAACUACAUAUAUCUAUAUAUACAUAUAGUCUUGUUCUAAAUUCAUUUUUGGAAAGGCAAGCAAAAUUGUCAUUUGAUUUGUUGUAGACCUACAAUCAGGACUGUCCCUCCUAAAUAAGAACACUUGGGUGGUAUGCUUGUGGAGGUUUGCAACUGUGUAUAAAAUGAUUUUCUUUCAAACUCAUUCCUUUUUCAGCUGUGCAGAUCUGAUAGUAGAAGUGGCUCACCCAUGUAUAGUGAAAGACUACGGAGAAGCAUUUCUUUCUGCAGCAAAUUUCCUGGUGAAUUGUCUUUCUUACAACAUUUGGUGGUGUAACAUGACUGAGGGGAAACAGUGAAUCUGAUCUAUUUUAAUUUUUUUACCAUGAUACCGUAAAAUAUGCCGGGUUAUUAAUCAAGGUGUGAAUUGAAAAACAAAUUCACAUUUUAUCCCACAAAAAAGUCAGAUUGGAAAAUGUCUCAUCAGUUUAGCUAUUGUGGCCCAAGCGUAUAAAUUAAUCUUUGCAAUUCCUCCUGCUUUCGUAAAUAGCUCUGUUUUUGUGAUCAAUUAGAUCUGGAGAUAACAGUUUUUGUCUUUCAUCAUUCUUUUUUUUUUUUACUGUUUUAACUUUUUAGUGAGUACUUCAUUAUAUCUUUACCAAUUAUAUGUAGAUGGAGAGUUUAAUGACAAUAACAUCGCUCGUGUAUUGACAUUUAGUCUACAGUGCGACAGUUCAUACAUGUCUUAUCAAGGAAUUCUAUUUUACAAAGUGCAAUAAUAAUUGCAUUUUUUCGAUUCCUAAAAAGCAACCCAUGACUAUUUAUCUUUUCACGCAGGUUGGAUCUCCUACGUCUCUAGCUGAUCAAACUACAGAAAUAAAGCUUAGAGAAAUUGCCAAGCGUUCUGGACACACGCUAUAUAUUCCAAGCGGUGCCUUUUGGGGUGGAGAAGAUAUUCAGAAAAUGGCUGACAGAGGAACACUUAAAGUAUGAACCCCAAAAAAUAAAUAACAUCAACGUAUUUGCAAAAACUGAAAAAAGAUGAAAACUUUUAUGGGAACUGUGGAGUGAAUGAUAGAUUUGUGGUCUACACUAUUUAUCUCACCCAUACUGACCUUAAACGUGCACUCUGAGUACCCCGAUGUCUUAUGCUCAUUGCAUAGGCAAUAGCGCAUGAACUUACAGUGAUAUACCUUGCUCUUCCAAAAGUAAAAUAGUUUGGGGGAUUAAGUAACGCAGACGGGCAAAUAUCUUCAAUCUAUUUCAUGGCUUUAGCCAUAACAAAGGUAAUUUGUUUUGUGAUUUUCUGGUGAUCUCAGAUCAGACCUGUUGUGUAUUCACAAAAUUGAUACUUUAGUUGUACAAAUGAUGGGAUUGCAAUUUGUAGACCCAAAAAGUCAAAUCUGAAAAAUGUCAACAUUGAGAACCAACACCAGUGGAUGUGAAUAUAUGCGGUAGCUAUGGGAUGACAUGGAGAGAUGGUAGGUAUGGAUUUGAAACUCAGCAUUUGGAACAGAAGGUAUUUACUGGAGUAUUGGAUUAUUUCAGAACAGGAUUAUUAAAGCAUAUUAAUUACUUACAGCGUCCAAUGCUUAGUAGUAGAAGAAAUUACCUUAAAAAAAGCCUCACAUGAAACAUUGGUUAAGUUAAAGUAUUAACUUUACGAUCACAAUUAUCUAUCACAGUGUACUAAGUAGGAUUUCAAACACGCCACACCGUAGAAGUCUACGUGUAGCCAAUAUAACAGUUGUGCAAGUUUUCUGGAUCAACUGAACAAAGGAGACCAACCAGGCUUCCCAAGGGUGAAAGCAGUCUAUUGUAAUAAAGCUUAUAUCGGACAUUCCGAGUGUCCAAAAACUGGGACACCCACUGCUUCUGUCACUGGGCCACAAUGGGACAUCGGAGCCCAGUAGCUACCCAGGUAAGGGGCAAAUUGUUGCUAAACGGUUUGUCCCUUACCAGGGUACGUCUAACAUCACAACCACUACAAGAUGCUUGUAGUAACCCUUUAACCCCUUAGUGACCAAACCAUUUUUUCAAUUUUCUUACCGUUUGGGACCAGGGCUGUUUUUACAUUUUUGCGGUGUUUGUUUUUAGCUAUAAUUUUCCUCUUACUCAUUUACUGUACCCACACAUAUUUAAUCAAUUUUUCUCACCAUUAAAUGGUCUUUCUAAAGAUACAUUUAUUUUUAUCAUACCAUAUACUUUACUAUAAAAAAAUUAUAAAAUAUGAUGGAUUUGUUUCAAAGAAAAAACACACUUUUUCUAACUUUGACCCCCAAAAUCUGUAACGCAUCUACAACAGCCAAUAAACACCCAUGCUAAAUAGUUUCUAAAUUUUGUCCUGAAUUUAGAAAUACCCAAUGUUAACAUGUUCUUAACUUUUUUUUUUUUGCAAGUUGUAGGGACAUGUAUCAAUAGUGACAUUGUAACACUUUAUCUGUCAUGAAUCUCUGAAUCACACCUCACAUGUACAUAUUUUUUUAAAGUAGACAACCCAGGGUAAUGAAACUCCCCAAAGAAAAAACAACAAAUAAAUACCGAGGACUAGCUUACUACUGCACAGUAAGAGUCCAUCUGAAUAUUUAUCUAAAAAACAAACUAAUAGCAGUGAAAAUAUUAAAUAACGAUCGUGUGAUGUAAGGGCCCCCAGCUUUGCCAAAAAGCACAUUGUUCUCAAAACGAGUUCAGGGCAUCAGACCCCAUUCAAGUACUGCUUAUUUUAUAAUUUGCUAUUUAAUUUCCAUAACGGUAAAUGUUAUAAAUUUCAGUGUACGGACUAUAUCUUGUGCGGUGAAAUCAGACAUAAUCUGGUGGAUAUUUUGUUACUGUGAAGGAACCUUGUUUUUCAUGUAUUUUGCCUGUCUUUAUUAUGUAUACUAUCCUGUGUGUUCAUGCAAAAUGCCUGCUCCCCAUUCGGGAGUGCCUCCACAAAGGGAAUCCAUUCGCUUCCCGAACGGGGACCACCCCAUUAACCCAUUUAGAAUGCUCAUUAGAACAUUCUCACCUCGACCUGAUGCCAAAACCGCAAGGGAAGCCUUGACGUGUGCCACCCCCUGUGUGGCUGCCAGUUUGUAUAGAUGAACGUCAACCAAGGGGAGCAUUCGUGAACAGCUUCCCACCCAUCACACCAAUCAAUUAGAAUGUUAACAACUUGCAAAAUAAGUGUGGUACCGCAAGGGAAGUAAUUAAUGAGUGAUUCCCUGGGUGGCCACCAUUCGUAUGGUCAAGCACCAACUAGGAGGAGCAUUCGUAUCCUGGAAGUAGAUGCUUCUCUUGCCUGGUUUCACACAGGGACCCUGCAAAUGGAGGCUGUUCACGACAGGUACCGUUAUGGGGUCCCCUGGGUUGGUCUGGGCAUCCUUUGGGGACAAUGGCUGGGUUGGGCGGGCUUUCUGUAAAGAGGCGGGGUGGUUUUUCCGCUCUGUGACUCCCAGGUGCCGAGACUCAUGGGAAGAAGACCCCAAAUCAUUAUCUAUAAAGUAAUGUUUGAUCAUUCAAUGAUCAUUUCUGAAAUAUAGAUUAUUCCCAAUUUUCUUUAAUGAUACAAAUAUUUUAAAGAUGACAGAUCCUCGUUAAUGCAAAAUAUCAACCAAUAGAACUAUCAAACUUUGCAUGUAGUUUUCAGAAUUAUACAAUGUAUCAUUUGUCAUUUUCUAUUAGAUUUCUUUUUUGUAUACUGCGAUGUGACUGUUUUUGUAUUUUAUAUCAUCAUUAAUAUAUUAUGUAUUUUUUUUCCUGGUAGGGCCUCAAAAUCACCAUGACGAAACAUCCAGAUAGCUUUAAACUCACGGGCCCCCUAGUGGAGAAGAAUAAACAGGCAAUAAAUGAGAGGUCGGUUCUGUAUGAAGGCCCUGUACGAGGUCUGUGUCCCCUGGCACCAAACAAUGUUAACACCAUGGCAGCUGCCUGCAUGGCAGCCCACACGCUUGGCUUUGAUAAGGUGAUUGGAAUCUUAAUCGCUGAUCCCAGGUGAGGAAUAGAACAUUUAAAAAAGAAUUCUAAUGCCCAGAAAAAAAACCUAAACACACCAAAACUCUAAAAUCCUUAAUAUCUAAAUCUCAUAUUGAUGAGACGGGGGGCUCUUCUCUGUUGGCCCAGGACCCCAAGAUUUCUCAGAGUGAUGUGACUUCCAAUUUUUUUUAAUUACAUUAUGACCUCAAUGAGAGAGAUUGUGUAACUAAUAGUUUUAAGAUAAUAUGUUUACAUAUAGACACCAGUUACUUUAUUUUUAGGGGAAUUAAGCAAUUAAGAAUAACAAUUGGUAAUUAAAUAAAUAUUUCAGUUUAAACUGCUUUUGAUUUGUGUAUUGGUAAUUAUAUUAUUUCAGAUAUUAUUUAGUUUGUGUCUAAAUAAUGGAAAUUACUUUGUGUAUUACUGCAAUUUUUAUUUCACCUACACAACCAAAGACCAUAGGACCAUGUGGCAAAGUACAUUCAGAAAAAAAAUGUCUAUUUUUUUUAAUUUUUUUUAAUUUAACCAACUGUGAAUAAUGGUUCCAAGUGGUGUGAUCCUGCCCUCUAGUGGUUGUUCAGGAAAUAUCAGUCUAAUGAAAUUGUAUCUGUUUUUAUCUAGCAUCCCAAACUGGCACUUUGUGGACAUUGAAGUUACAGGACCAACUAGCGAGAAAACAGGACAAACGUUUGUUAUCAAAACCAAGAGAAUGAACCCAGCUGCACCCAGUAGUGUAACUGGAAGUGCAACAUUCCUUUCGUUCUGGAGCAGUGUACUUGGUAGGAUAUUCUGUUUCUAUCAUCAAUAUGUUCCAGAAAUAUAAAGCACAUAAUAGAAUAUAGAUCUGGCCUGGAAACGAAACGGCAUCUAAUGCAGGAAUUAAAGGAAUAAAUUGUACAGCACUGUACCGCUUCUAUUUAACAUCUAUAAAUGGUUUUGAAAUAGGCAUUGAGAGCCAUGUUUCAGUGUUUGCAGAUGACACUCUGUGAGCAGGAUAUUGCUUUGAUGCAGAGGGAUUUGGAUAGUUUGGGGGACUGGGCAUUCCAAUAGCAGAUGAAAUUUAACGUAGAGAAAUGCAAAGUUAUGCACUUUGGGGUCAAGAAUGCACAAGCAACUUACACCCUAAAUGGUAGGGAAUUAGGGAUAACCACACACGAGAAGGAUUUGGGAAUUGUUAUAGACAACAAAUUAGGCAGCAAUAUGCAAUGUUAAUCUGCCGUUGCUAAAGCCAGUAAGGUUUUGUCAUGUAUAAAUAGGGGCAUUAUUUCUCAGGAUGAAAAUAUAACUUUUCAUCUUUAUAAAUCGCUGGUAAGACCACACCUUGAAUAUGUUGUGCAAUUUUGGGCACCUGUUCUAAAGAAGGAUAUCAUGGCACUAGAAAAAAGUGCAGAGAGGAGCUACAAAAUUGAUUAAAGGAAUGGAGCAUUUUAGUUACGAAGAAAGAUAAAAAAAAAAAUUCAAAUCUCUUUAGUUUGGAGAACUGGCGACUAUAUGAUAACAUUAUACAAAUAUAUUCGGGGCCAUUACAAACCAUUGUCUGGAAAUCUAUUCAUAAACAGGACUAUAUAUAGAAUACUAAGAUCAGGAGUAAUCAACCUUCGGCACUCCAGAUGUUUUGGAUUACACCUCUAAUGAUGCUUUGCCAGCGUUAUGGCUGCAAGAGCAUUGUGGGAUAUUUAGUCCACAACAUCUGGAGUGCCGAUGGUUGCCUAUCCCUUCACUAGGUCAUGCAUUUAGACUGGAAGAAAGGAGAUUUAGUAUAAUGCUAAGUAAAGGGCUUUUUACUGUUUAAACAAUAAGGAUGUGGAAUUCUCCAUACAGAUGUUUAAAGAGCAAUUGGCUUAAUACUUGCAACCACUUUAUAUUCCGGGAUAUCAUUUCUAAUUAGUGGGGUAAUAGCUGCUUGAUCCAAUGAGAGAUCUGACUGCAAUUCUGAGGUCAAGAAGGAUUUUUUCCUAGUUUGUUGCAAAAUUGGAAGCGCUUCAGACUGUUUUUAUGUCUUUUGGAUUAACAGCAAAAGCAGAAGCGAGAAAGGCUGAACUUGAUGGACGCAUGUCUCUUUUCAGCUAUUUAACUAUGUAACUGUGUAAUGCCAGCGUCACAUAUCUAGAAUCAGCACUCAAACCCCAUCCAUCCUAAUACAAUGAUAUAUAUAUAGAUUGUCCACAAAGCCACUAAUAGAAAAUACUUAAUGAAGAAUAGGAUGGUUUUCUCAUAAUUGUUUAUUGAAGUUAUUUUUAUAGGCUGAUGUAAAAUUUUAAUGGGGUCGACCUUUAAUCUUGCAUAUAUUUCAACAAUGGAGAAAUUUAGAAAUGAGCAAACAUUUAAAAGUUGAUAUCGUCUUUCUUAAAUUUAAUAAUGAAAAUACAAAACAACAGAAUUACCAUGGUUUAGGUUAUUUUUAUAAUUUAAUUAUUAUGAGGAAUUAAUAAAAUAUAUUAAUCUCGUAACUGAAAAUAUUUUUUUUUCUUUUUUUUACAGUUUGCAAAGGUCAUGGAGGAAGAGUUUAUCUCUGUUAAGUUAAAUUUAUUAAUCUUAAAAUAUGUAAAGUUAAUAUGUAAAAGCUAGCCAUAUAGCAACAAAUACAUUUAUUUUAAGAUUAUUAUUAUUUUAUUUUUUUUGCCUUAGGAACAAAGUUUAGGGAUAAUGUUUUUCAUUCUAAAUACUUAACACAACAUAAAUGUGUGUUCAUUAUUUAUAUAAAAAGGUGAGUGUUCAAUUCUAGCUACACAGUGUUCCUUUAAGGAAACAAUUUUUAAACGGGCACUGUAUAGAUGGAAUUGCCCCAAAGAGAUCUUUUUAAUAAUUUCAUUCAAUCUAGCACAAACUCUUGCAUGCUAUAUUUCUGUAUUAAAUCUAUGAAAGGAAGCACUUAGCAGCCAUGCCUCAUUAAUAUUACAGCCUCUAGCACCUCUUCGUUUCAUUAAAGUUUUCAAAGAAAGAUUUUACAUAUCCGCUGUUUUUGUUUUUUUUUCAUUUUGGUUAUUUUGACCUAAAAUGUAAAACUACAUUGUUAAUUCUCCUCAGUUUCCCACUGGAUAAAUAAAAUCAUGUGUCCUAAUUUCUGCAAAUAUUUGGCAACCCAUUGAUUAAUUGAAAUUAUACAUUUGCAUUUUGAAUAUUUUAUGUUGUGUCUAAACAUGUUUAUCUAUCCAGGUUACCUGGUUUUAGUCAGUCGAUACUAUCCGAACCUAAUGACUGAUUUUAGAAUAUUAACCCACUA